Chrysemys picta bellii (western painted turtle) is the source of this 3191-nucleotide messenger RNA. Its product is annotated as olfactory receptor 4Q3-like. Gene Ontology annotation, biological process: G protein-coupled receptor signaling pathway. Gene Ontology annotation, molecular function: olfactory receptor activity; G protein-coupled receptor activity. Lineage: Eukaryota; Metazoa; Chordata; Testudines; Emydidae. Gene Ontology annotation, cellular component: plasma membrane. The record is from RefSeq and is a predicted model, not a curated record.
AUGUUGGUCGCCUCCAGUGUGGUCAUCAGGUCUCCAGCCCUGGAGGAUGCCGAGCUGCCCCUGAAGGGAGUGAAGGCAGCUGAGAUUAGAGGCAUUGAGCUGAUGAAUGGCUCGGCAGUCUCACAGUUCACCCUCCUAGGCCUGUCCCACUCCCGCCCUCUCCAGCUUCUCCUCUUCGGCCUGGUCUUGGCCUGCUAUGCCGCCAGCCUGCUGGGCAACUUCCUCAUUGUGGUGACCGUGCGGGUGGACCCACGCCUCCUCCAGUCCCCCAUGUACUUCUUCCUGGCCAACCUCUCGCUCAUUGACAUGGCCCUCGGCUCAGUGGCUGCUCCCAGGAUGCUUGGCAACUUGCUGAGCGAGGGCAGCACCAUCUCCUAUGGGGGCUGCAUGGCCCAGCUCUUCUUCCUUCACUUCCUGGGUGGCUCCGAGAUGUUCCUCCUCACACUCAUGGCCUAUGACCGCUACGUGGCCAUCUGCCACCCACUGAGCUACACCGAGACCAUGCACCGCCACCGCUGCCUGGGCCUGCUGGCAACCUGCUGGGCUGGAGGCUUGCUCCACUCUGCCACUCAGCUGGUGUUGGUGGUCCGGCUGCCAUUUUGUGGGCCCAGCAAGCUGGAUAAUUUCUAUUGCGAUGUACCUCAGGUGGUCAAGCUAGCUUGCACCGACACCUACAUGGUAGAGAUGCUCAUGGUGUCCAACAGUGGCCUGAUCUCUCUGGUCUGCUUCCUGGUCUUGCUGGGGUCAUAUGGUGUCAUCUUGGUGACUCUCAGGGGACGCUUUGGUGAUGGGGGCGGUGGGAAGGCUUUGUCCACCUGUAGCGCCCACCUGAUGGUGGUGAGCCUCAUCUUUGUACCCUGCAUUUUCGUCUACCUCCGGCCUUUCUCCAGCUCACGGAUGGACAAGAUGGCCUCCAUCUUCUACACCAUCAUCACGCCAGUGCUGAACCCCAUUAUCUACACCCUGAGGAACCAGGAGGUCAAGGAAGCCAUGAAGCGACUGAGGCAUAGGUUUUGGUUCCCUUGUUGGACAUAGAAGUCCAAUGGGAGCAGAGAAAAAGAGUGAUUUAUUUAUUCAUUUAUUUAUUUAUUUUACGAGGAUCAGUGUAAAGUUUUGCAUGUGGCAUAGGGAUCUACGUGAAAAAAAUCAUGCGGUUCUAGGAAUAUGUUUGGUUUCUUCUUAGGCAGGUGUCAGGGUGUUUUUAAUGAGGAUUUCUGCCAAAUUUGUCAUGUGACACUGGGAUCCUUGCACAUUUUUUUCAUCCUUUAUGUUUCAGUGUCUCCUCAGUGAGUCUCGUAGGUGAGUGGGUGGGAGGUUAAAUAUUUUUCAGCAGGAUUCAUGAAAAUUUUUUCAUGUGACAUCUGGAGCAAUGGAAAAAAAACGUAUGUGGCUUUUGGACUGUCUCUGUGUUUUUGGUGUAGUGUUAAGGUUGGUGACGGAAGUAAUUGGUUGGAGUGAUUUUCAUGAGGACUGGUGCAAAAUGUCACAUUUAAUAAUGGGAUCAGUGAGGAAUUUUUCAUGUGGUCUCAGUGCCCUAAUUGGUUUUGGUUUGUUGUUAGGAAGGAGAUGGGGGGUCAUGGAGUAAUGGUGAGAAAGAUUUGCACAAGGUUAGAAUCAUGGAGUCGUACACGAUCCCUUAAUGCUUUGGGUUUAUUUCAUAAAGUAGGUUUGGGGAGUUGGGUUUAAGUUGUUGGCAGUGGACAGGGGGAUUCGUGAAAAAGAUUUUCACGAUGAUCCAUGCACAACCUUUCAUGCAGCAUUGGGCUCUGUGUGCCAGUUUCCACAACUCUGCAGGUCCCCUUCAGCUGGGACCCAGUUGCAGUGCAUUGUUGGAAAACAGUGGGAAGGCUUUCCCUGGAGUUGUGUGUGAAAUUUCUCACAUGGAUUCAAGACUCCAGGGCUCUCAUAAAGGAAAAGAAAGCUUUUGGGAAGAACUGGGGAACAUGUUCUUCUGGAAGAUAAAUACAACAUUUUUCAUAUGGCUUCAGAAGUUAUUAUUUUGAUUUCUCCUUAUGAAGGAUGUGGGUGAUAGGGGGAAGGGGUGAUUUUUUUUUCACAAGUAUCCAUGCAAUUUUUUCAAAUGAGCUGGGUGAAUAAUGGCAGUUCCAAAUAUGAGAGUCUGGACUAUUUUUUUUUAAACCAAAAAAACUUGGUUCAAGUAGAACCAGAUUUGAAAAUUUGAAAACACAUUUUGGCAAAUUGAAAUUUUUUGGUUUGGGUCGAACAAAAUGUUUAAUUCAAUCUGAAACAUGUUGUCUCCAGGUGUUUUUAAAAGGCCUGAUUCAUAAAGUAGCUGGUGGGGACAGCUGUUACUGCCCUUAUAUGGAUUAGAGGGGUGGUUAGGCCACUGAUGUGGGAGACCUGAGUUCAAUUUCUCUCUCUGCCUGAUGGGGAGAAGGGAUUUAAAUUUGGGUCUCCCACCAUGCCCUGGUCUAUGGGAUUUUUGGAUGCAGUGCUCUCUUUGGGUAUGUGUACACUGCAAUAAAACACCAUAGCUGGCCUAUGUGAGCUGACUUCGGCAGGGCUUUAAAUUACUGUGUAGAUGUUUAAACUUGGGCUAGAUCCCGGAUUCUGGGACCCUCCCCUAUCUUCAUAUCCUUUCUCCUCCUGAAAAAUGCACUAUAUGUGAAUUUGACACAAAUUGGUGAAUAGUUUUGGACAAUUUCCACCCCCCCACCCUCUCCCCAGAACUUAGACAACAUUCACAAAAUACCCAGAGAAGGAGCUAUCUCCAACAUCCCAGCUGAGCACCCUAUCACUUAGAAAGGAGAUGGCUCCUUCUCUGGCUAUAUAAUGUUGGUGCCCUGAAAAGUGCAUUUUUCAGUGAAUUUACCAGUUGCCAAAAUUCUUUUGCCCAGCCCUGUUCAGGACCCAUCCGUGUUUUGGUUUUUCAUGGUGGAAGAGUUGGGAGCUGGUUUGAGGGUGUUGGGUAGGAGGGGGUAAGUUAAAAACAAUUUAAUGAGAAUGGUGUAAAAAUGUUCAUGACUUGUGUGUAUUCAUCCCUGCCUCCAUCCACCUUCCAGUCCCCUGUCUUGUUUAUCUCUGUACAGCCUUUUGGAGAGUGGGUUUUAGCAGGGCUUUAUUUGAAACAUGCCAUUGUAUAAAGUAAGACAUACUGUAAAUAGUUUAUUUAAAUACAUGUAACCCUUCUGCUCAUCUAAGUUGGCAGCAACAAGGGCCGGGUUCUGUAU